AGACAGAAAGGUCUUUGUAGUACGAAGUAGAGAAGAGACAUUGCUGGAAGUGGCAGCAGAGGAGAGGAGGAUGGAGGAGGACCGGAGUCACAUGACUGAGAAGAUGCUCAACCCUCACCCUGAAGAUCAUCUACCUGCUGACCGGAGAGGUGAGGAGGAUUCUGGGAGGUCACAUGACAUCACACAGACCUGACUGUGCCUCCCCCUCAUUCUCCGAUACCUGAGAGGAACAAAGAGCAGAAGAUCCUGGAACUGACCACCAUGAUGGUCCAUCUGCUGACAGGAGAGAGUGGAAUCUUCGGGGAUUAUAAAAUUGUCGUAAAAGAAGAGUAUAAAGAGGAGGAUGAGGAGUAUGGAGUGAUGGAGGAGUUUUCAGAAGGACACAAGGAUAUGAUGGAGCCACCUAAUACCAGGAACCCACCAGAGAGAUGUCCCCGUCCUCUGUAUUCCCAGGAUUCCACACGGGAAGGUCACACCAUCCCUCACCAUCAUCAGGGUGAAGAUCUGAUAGAUAUAAAAGUUGAGGUGAAAUCAGAAGAAGAAGAAGAGCAGUGUAUGGAGGAGGAUGGAAUAACGGGGACAUUUAUAGAGGAGGACACUCCUACAGAGAUCAGCACAGUCCAUGGCCGGGAGAUGAGGAAAACCUCCAAGAAUUGUCUCACUUUGUCUCCAGACUGGAAAGUACAAGAUGAGGACAUCACACAGUAUAGUCCAGGAGAAGACCCUUCAACCAAAAAUGUCCAUCUGGCACCACCCAGUGUAGAUGGACCAUCGGAUUCCUGGCAUCUUGUGGACCCUCAGAUUGUGCGGGUCCGGGCCGCCGCCUUCCAACAGAGAAGAGGUUCUCCUGUACUGUGUGCGGGAAGAGGUUUUCAUGGAAGUCCCAUCUUUCCCAACAUCAGACAUCUCACACGGGGGAGAAGCUGCAUUCCUGUACUGAGUGCGGGA
Messenger RNA from Staurois parvus, 948 nucleotides. NCBI's taxonomy places the organism in Eukaryota, Metazoa, Chordata, Amphibia, Anura, Ranidae. The record is from the annotation of a GenBank genome assembly.